AUGGCUUUGUUACUACACAAACGUGUAGCUCGGUUGCAAGGUCUGCAAAAGCUCAACUUAACGACGAGUAUCUCGAAAUCUCUAGGCUAUGGCUUUGUGCGCUACAUUCAAACCCAACCUACCCGAUACACCCUGAAUACCGGCGACAAGAUUCCAGCCAUUGGCUUUGGUACUUUCCAAGAUCCUGGUGCUCAAGAAGAUGCCGUGAGCAGGGCCUUGCAAGCAGGUCUACGGCUCAUUGAUACGGCUCGAGUAUACGACGUGGAAAAACAAGUUGGCAAAGGUAUCAAGGCUAGUGGUGUACCUCGAGAGGAAAUAUUCCUUGGUACCAAGCUUUGGUGUAACAACUACCACCCCGACGAUGUGGACGGCGCCCUGCAAGAUUCCCUCCGGGACUUGGACACACCCUAUGUUGACCUCUUGUUGAUGCACUACCCUUGUACAUUCAAAAGAGGCAAAGACCGCUUCCCACGGGAUGGCGAUGGAAAAAUGAUCCACGGCGAGACCAACUACGUGGAUACCUGGAAAGCCAUGCAGGAAUUAGUCAAAACUGGAGAGGUAAAGGCAAUCGGCGUGUCGAAUUUCAGUAAAGGGGAGAUUGAGACACUCAUCAACGAAACGGGCGUGGUUCCUGCCGUACACCAAAUGGAGGUGCACCCAUAUCUUCAACAGAAGGCUUUCAACAAAUGGUUAGAUUCUCAGGGUAUCCACGUCGUCCAAUUCAGCCCGCUCGGAAACAUGAACGACUUUUACAGAACGACAGGAUGGAGCAAGGAAGUCUCCCAUAUGAUGAAGGUCAUCGAUCAACCCAUAUUGAAGGAAAUUGCGGCAAAGCAUGGCAAGAGUGCGGUCCAAGUCGUUUUGGCGUGGGGUGUGAACAGCGGAAGAUCUGUUAUCCCCAAGAGUACGAUUGAUUGGCAGAUCAAGGAGAAUGUCGAAGCCGACUUCAAAUUGGAUCCUGAAGAUAUGGAAAAGAUUGCAGAGCUGGACAUCAAGGCGAGAUUCAACGAUCCCAGCUUGGACUACCGCUGGAGAUUAUACAGCGAUCUUGAAGGCAUUGAGGGUACUGUUGAGGGAAAGACGCAUUAG
Messenger RNA from Pestalotiopsis fici W106-1, 1089 nucleotides. RefSeq lists its product as uncharacterized. Gene Ontology annotation, molecular function: aldose reductase (NADPH) activity. The coding region runs from base 1 to 1089 and encodes 362 amino acids. Lineage: Eukaryota; Fungi; Ascomycota; Sordariomycetes; Amphisphaeriales; Sporocadaceae. The record is from RefSeq and is a predicted model, not a curated record. The transcript is spliced from 2 exons. Gene Ontology annotation, cellular component: cytosol.